CGUGUUCUUUCGUGGUAAAUCGAUGCGGAGGUUAUAACAUCUGACCUUAUAGAGUUAAACACUUUAUUUUCUACUUCGGAAUAACAUUGGAUUUCUAAUACACCUAUAAUAAUUGUUGUUGUUGUUGUUUCUGUAAAUUGCGUUUAUAAGGGAAGUAUACCUGAUCCCAAGUAGUUACAAUGGUGGAUCCUAUCAGUAAGAAAUCACUGGACAGCCCGUUCGCAUAAAGUGUUGGUUCCGUGUGUCCUUCAGUAAUGUGCGGCCUCCCCGGGGGUCUCGAAAAUUGGUUAAUCUUUUCGCUACUUAAAGCAGAUUUCGCCCGUAGAGUGAGACUCUGUUGUGUCUUUGGAGGGACAGCCAACGAGGCCCUCCUUGUCACCGAUGAUGAUGAGGUGUGGGCUCUUGGAAGCAAUGUAUCUGGGUGCCUAGGAAUUGGUGAUACUCGCACAGCAUUAAAUCCUGUCAAGGUAGAAGCCAUUUGCAAUAAGAACGUUCGAUCCUUUGCGUAUGGAUCGGGGCCUCAUGUACUCGCUCUGACGGCCCAAGGCGAUGUUUAUGGUUGGGGUCAUAGUGGCUAUGCUCAGAUCGGAAAUGAGGUGGCGUGUGGAAGCUUCCAUUCGACUGCCAGAACGAUUAGUGGAGAGGUCUAUUCGUGGGGUCAAAACAAUUGUGGGCAACUAGAUGUCGGAACUACAUCUUCAAAUCAGCACAAUCCAAGAAAGGUCUUAAAUAUAAUUCAUUGCCUGGGAAUCGCCUGCGGACAGACAUCAACAGUAGCUGUUUCCGAAAACGGUGAAAUUUACGCUUGGGGUCUUAAUGGUUCUGGUCAGUUGGGGCUUGAAAAUAAUGUCAACCCAAUGUUACCCGCUAAAAUUGAUGGCCUUAAAAAUGUCACAAUUCAAAAGGUUGUUUGCGGAUUCGCGCAUACAAUGGCCCUCUCAGAUGAGGGUACACUAUACGUAUGGGGAGCAAACUCUUACGGUCAACUCGGACUUGGUAACAAGGCUAACCAGGUAAAUCCUGUCCGUAUGAAGACAGACCAAAGUCGAAUCAUCGAUGUGGCUGCGUCGCACUACACACAGAUUUCCGCAGCCCUCACUGAAACUUCAAAGGUAUUAAUGUGGGGUCAUUGUCGGGGUCAAGCAGUGACAGAGCCUAUCGUUACGCCGUUCAAAUCACUCCAUGAUGUCUUCGCUGCAUUUUCUUCGGUGGCAAUCACACAACUGCCUAUGGUUGUUGGUCACAGGUGGGAACGCUGUCUUACGGGCAUCCUGCGCCAACAAUUCAACGAUCCGACCCAUUCGGACAUCAAAUUUGUGGUAGAAGGAAAAAUGAUUUAUGUUCACAAGACAAUACUCAAAUUUAGAUGCGAGGAUUUCAGUACGAUGUUCCAGGACCAUUGGGCGGAGAAUCAAAAAGAUACCAUAAAAAUCGAGCAGUUCAGCCAUCAGGUCUACAAAGCAUUCCUUGAGUAUCUCUACACGGGAGAGGUGGCUCUUUCACUAGAAGGUGCCAUUGGCCUUCUGGAUUUUGCCAACGCAUAUUGUGAGAUUGGUCUCAAGGUGCACUGCCAUAAUAUAAUAGAAAAUGGCAUUCUUGUAGAAAAUUGCGCUUUGCGAUAUGCCGCCGCUAUAAAAUACGAGGCCAAGGAACUUGAGGACUUCUGUUUUAGGUUUGCGAUGAAUCAUACGACAGCGGUGGUGCAAAUCGAGGCGUUUAGCAAACUGGAUGACGGAACUUUAAAGGAUUUUAUUGUUAAAGCGGCAAAAUAUGGCGCGUUCCGGCAUUGACCAGAUCGAGAUCGAAUAGAAUGUUCAGAAACUGACACAAGGAAGCAACGCGUGCGAGGUGGCCUGGUACUGCUUUUUGUAGACACGAGGAUGACUUACGAUGCAGACUGUAUCGAAAAUGUCUGUUGUACCAAUUGAGUGAAAUACUCAUGAAGAACUUACAGUUAGAGUUACAGUUAGAGUUACAGCUAUACAAAUAACAGGAGAAGCCUUCUGUCGGAAUCUGUGGGGUGAAACCUUUUCUGAUGUUCUAGAGUCAUGGCAGAACUGCUUUUUGUAAAUGUAAUCACUCAGGGGGUUCAAGGAUUUCUAUGGUAAAGAUAACAAUCCAUAAUAUAUACAGCUGAGGUCAAAAAAUAUAUUUUAAUCUUGCUGGCCUGACUGCAGGCAAUCGAGUGAAAUAAGAAUGUUGUUUCACAUCGCUUCGAUAGCUAAACUCGAAUGUGAUACAUCGACUUUGACUGAAAAUAAAUUGUGAAAUAAAUGGUUUAUGCAAUGGAUAUGGAUAUAGAUUUAUAGGUAAUACAGGACAAGCGAUAUGUUAUACAUAUUCAUACACAAAAAGACCUGAGCCCGCUAGUCUUACUUCGAAUAUGUACAAGCCAUUAAAUGAAACGCUAUGAAUAAUUAUGUCAGCCGAUGUAAAUACUAAGUAGCUUACAAGUAAACAUACUCGUUUUUUAAUAAGAGAACAACAAAGUUUUUCGUUAGCUUUACAUUAAAAUUUCAAUUUAGGAUAACCAACAUCUUUACUACUGGCGAAAUUCCGUAAGCGUUGUUAGCUUCUGCAAAUAAUAACAGUAAAAACGGCACUUUAUGCUUCGGGUAGGGAGAAGCUUGUUGCAGGUCGUUCUGAAAAAAGACGCCGGAAAACAGAGGUAGUUGCCUGAUGAACCGUGAAACGCUCCUCCAGGGUGCCGCCUACGAAAUUUCGGUAAUAUGGAAAGUUAGUGUUUGUCUUGCAUGCAUCGACUUGUAAUUGCACUUGCGGUAUCUGGUAUUGAUAGCGAUUCCAUCGCUCGUCAAAUUACUUUACCAGGUGUUCCAUAUUCGCUGUGAGUCAACGCGAAAAGUUGAGGCAGAGUUGGAGCGUCUAAAACUAGCAGUCGUCGUAUUGUAGCAUGGAAUCUGUUGCACCAACUGGUUCUAUGUUCAUAAGACAAAUGCUCAUAACGAAGAAGCUCUUCCAAUAGUUCCUUCUAAUUAGUAGACAGGAGUGACCUUCAUACAAUUUUUUUGCUAGCUUGUAGUAAAAGCACUGUACUGGUUCAGCACAAUAUUUUUAAUACAUACUACCUAACGAAUAACUAAUCAGGGAAAACUCAGAGAACUGUGUAAAUUUAUCUAGCGUACAAACAAUCCAUGCGUAAGAUAAUUCGGCAAAUCGUAAAGAGAAAAAGUAAAUUUUGAUUUUGAAAAAAAUAAACCGUGUACUGACGUAUUUAUUUAUCAGCCUUAGCCUUUCUCCAGUUAAAAGAAAACAACUGCAUCAAAUUAGCCUUUUUCAUAACGUAACGCUAGACUAUGCUUCUCAAUGAAACGACCGAGUAAAAAUACCCAUGCAACAUCCUCGUAUUUCUUGCCGCAGACAGCUUCAUUGAGUCAUCAUUAACAUUCUUGUUAAUAUCUACUGUAGCUACCAUAUUCUAUUUUCUUUACAGUCCGACAUCUAAAUAACAAUUCAGCCUAAUAUCUUUUUGUCUCU
Messenger RNA from Varroa destructor (honeybee mite), 3495 nucleotides. Its product is annotated as RCC1 and BTB domain-containing protein 1-like. The record is from RefSeq and is a predicted model, not a curated record. Lineage: Eukaryota; Metazoa; Arthropoda; Arachnida; Mesostigmata; Varroidae. Gene Ontology annotation, molecular function: protein binding.